Delphinapterus leucas (beluga whale) is the source of this 3823-nucleotide messenger RNA. It is a transcript of the gene VRK3, whose product is annotated as VRK serine/threonine kinase 3. The record is from RefSeq and is a predicted model, not a curated record. Gene Ontology annotation, biological process: protein phosphorylation. NCBI's taxonomy places the organism in Eukaryota, Metazoa, Chordata, Mammalia, Artiodactyla, Monodontidae. Gene Ontology annotation, molecular function: ATP binding; protein kinase activity.
GCAGAAACUAACACACCAUUGUAAAGCAAUUAUAUUCCAAUAAAGAUGUUAAAAAAAAAAAUGAAGCUGGCAAGAAGUAGGGUGUUUGUUAAGCAAGGAUUGGUUGGGGUCAGAAUGGUUGCAUCUAUACAAGGGGGAGCAGCCCUGAGACACAAGGUUCCAGGCGGCAGAUGUUGUUUUAAAAAUGGCUGGUGUCCUGGGGUUAGGUAUAGUUCACAGAAAGUUCAAGUUCUCAGUGUCGCAGGAAAGUCCUGAGACCAGAUCCUCAAUGGCUGCCCAGUUCCAUUUUUGUAUGUCUAAACUAUGAUCACUCCAUUAUAAUUUUAAUUUGUCAUAUAUACAUAUAUGGCAAAUUAGAAUUAUUUAUAUAUAUAUACACACACAUAUAUAAACAAGUUGUACACUUUAAAUAUAGACAGUUGUUAUUUGUCAAAGAUAAAUAAAUGAAAGUAAAAAGAAAAGAACUUUGUCUUGCAAGGCAAAAUGAAGUCUCGAGCACAAGUUUAUUUUGACUUCUAUUUUGAUAUCCCAGCUUAUAACUGGGACUGUACACUGAAUCUUAGAAUAAAAAACAAAAUAAUUUUGCUUUUUUCUUUUGCUAUUUAAAAUAUAUUCAUUGGAAAUGCCUAUUGCACUGUCAUCCCUGUUGAGUUUCUCUGCUUCAUUUAUGAACUAGUUUCAUCCUGCUCUUACGGGCUAAGUUGUAUCCCGCAAAAAUUCAUAUUUUUAGGAAACUCUAACCCUGAGUAUCUCAGAAUGCAUCUGUAUUUGGAGAUAGGGCCUUUAAAGAGGUAAUUAAAGCGAGGUCUUUAGGGUGGGCCUGCUGUGGUCUGAACAUUUGUGUCCCCCCGCAAAACUCAUAUGUUGAAAUGAAAUGCCCAAUGUGACGGCAUUAGGAGGUGGGGCCUUUGGGAGGUGGGUAGGUCGGAAGGGUGGAGCUCUCAUGAAUGGGAUUAGUGCCCUUAAAAAGAGACCCAGAGAGUUCCCCAGCCCCUUCCUCCAUGUGAGGACACAGGGUGAAGUUGUCAGUCUGUAGCCCAGAAGAGGGCCUUUACCAUAACCCAGCCACGGUGGCACCUUGAUCUUGGACAUCCCGGUCUCCAGAACUGUGAGAAAUAAACUUUUGUUGAUUGUAAGCCACCCAGUAGUCUGUGAUAUUUUAUUAUAGCCACUCAAACAGACUACGAUAGGCCCUAAUCCAAUAAGAAGAGGGGAUUAGAACACAGAGGGACAACCGUGUGAGGACACAGUGAGAAGGCAGCCAUCUGCAAGCCAAGGAGAGAGGCCUCAGAAGAAGCCAAACUUGCUGAUACCUCGAUCCCGGACUUCUAGCCUCCAAAAUUGUGAGAAAAUAAAUUCCUGUUGUUUAAGCCACCUAGUCCAUGGUAUUGAGUUGUGGCUGCCCAAGCAAAUGAAUACACCUGCUGUAUCCUCAUUUGUUGUAGGCUCUAUGUGUGAUUUUGCCUUUGAUUUUUUAAAGUAUUAGGAAGUAUUGCAGAAAUACACAAGGCUUAGAGGAUAAUGUAGUGAACACCCGUUACCCCUCUAAGUUAGUCAGGAUAGGGUAGGAUGUGCUGUAGUAACAAGUAAACCCUGAAAUCUUAGUGGCUUAAUACAAUGUAAGUUUAUUUGCCCAUCAUGAGAUUGCGACAUGGACCAGGCAGCCCUGCUUCAUCUUGUACCUAUGCCAUCUGGAGUAUGGACCAUCUGGGCCAUCCCUGAAGAGGAUGGGUGGACAGAGGAGGUACUUGGGCUCUUAACUGCCUCAGCUGGGAAGUAACUUCCAUUCACACCCCAUUGGCCAGAAGUAGCCAAAACUAGUGGCCCCAAUCUCACUGCAGAGGAUCCUGGGAAGUGAAGGGGAGGAUGUGGAUAUCUGGUAAGCACUAAUGGUCUCUACCUUCCCCAUAACAUGGUUCAAGAAAUGAGCAUCACAAUUACAGCUGAAGACCCUCAAUGCUUCCGUGAUUGGAGCAGUUCUGCAGAACUUUUAUUGACCUCAAGCCAUUCUCAUAUCUUUUGGGGGCACAGGUUCGAUCCCUGGCCAGGGAACUAAGAUCGCACAUGCCGUGCAGUGCAGCCAAAAAAGAAAAAAAAAGGAGUGGCCACUUUGUGAGAGAGGGUAUUCCAGCAUGAUCUCCUGUCCAGGCUGUGGCAAAGGUGUUGAAGCAACUUUCAAAUUCUGCCCCUACUGCGGAAAACCUCUGCCUACAGAGGAGCACGAGGGGUCCCAGACCUUUGUCAAGCCGUCUGUGUCAUCCUCCCAAGGCUCAAGGAAAAGGAGGAACACCAGUUCCGAAAUAUCUCCCAAGAAAGUGAAAUGGCCCAGCUGCGCUUCCUCUCCCCCAUCAUCCCUUCUCUCAGAAGGUGACAGUUCUGAAUCUGAAGAUACCUUCAGUACCUGGUGCUGGAGCAGAUCCCCAACCUCCCAGAGCAGCCCUCAGACGACCAGGCAGAGCCCUCAGGCACUGAAGCGGAGCCGGGUGACCACCUCGCUCAAGGCUUUGCCAGAGAGGACGGUGCUGAUAGACAAGAGUGGGCGGCACUGGAAGCUGAGAUGCCUCCAGAGCAGGGAUGGCCAGGGCAUUCUCUAUGAAGCUGAGCCAGACUCCACCUUUGACUGCGAGUCAAGUCUCCGAAAACAAAGAUUCUCACUUAAACUAGAUGCCAAGGACGGGCGCUUGUUCAACGAGCAGAACUUCUUCCAGCGGGCCGCCAAGCCUUUGCAAGUGAACAAGUGGAAAAAGCUGCACCCGACCCCCCAGCUGGCCAUCCCCACCUGCGUCGGUUUUGGCAUUCACCAGAACAAGUACAGGUUCUUGGUGUUCCCCAUCCUGGGGAGGAGCCUUCAGUCAAUCCUGGAUGACUACCCGAAGCAUGUGAUGUCAGUGAGGUCUGUGUUCCAGAUGGCCUGCCGGCUGCUGGAUGCCCUGGAGUUCCUCCAUGAGAAUGAGUAUGUUCACGGCAAUGUGACAGCUGACAAUAUCUUUGUGAAUCCAGAGGACUUGUGCCAGGUGACCCUGGCAGGCUACGGCUUCACCUUCCGCUAUUCGCCAGGUGGCAGACACGUGGCCUACAACGAAGGCAGCAGGAGCCCACAUGAGGGGGACCUUGAGUUCAUUAGCAUGGACCUGCACAAGGGAUGUGGGCCCUCCCGCCGCAGUGACCUCCAGACCCUGGGCUACUGUCUGCUGAAGUGGCUCUAUGGGACCCUGCCAUGGACGAACUGCCUUCCCAACACCGAGGAUAUCAUGAAGCUGAAACAGAAGUUUCUUGACAACCCAGAAGGCCUCGUGGGACAGUACAGUCACUGGAUCAAUACCUCAGAGACCCUGCAGAAGUAUCUGAAGGUGGUGAUGGCCCUCAAGUACGAGGAGAAGCCGCCCUACACUGCCCUGAGGAACAAUCUGAAAGCCCUGCUUCAGGAUCUGCGGGUGUCGGCCUACGACCCCUUGGACCUCCAGGUGGUACCCUAGAACUUUCAGCCUGCAGUUUGAAAUAGAAAAAAAAAAAAGAAGAUGUGUGACUCAAGGACUGCUAUAGAAUCACAGACAAGCUGCUAGAAAGAUCCCUCGAAUGUGCAUUCCUGCCACUUCUUUAGAUCAUCCGUCUAGAUCAGCCUCAGGGAACCCGGAAGUUAGGCUCAGAUACUGUGAACUCCCUCCUUUGACCAUCCCUCUCUUCAGCCGUUGUCUCCCACCAGCCACUGACGUUUUGGACUAAGACCCCCAGUUCACAGAUGGGGGUUGGGCUGGUCCUCUCAGUAAGGACGCGGCCAUUGGCACCACUAUGCUGUAGCAAUAAAUUGUUUCAUUGGAGCUUG